AUGCUCAUGAAGAAGAUGUGGAUAGUGGAGGAGCGCAAGGACAAGACUGUAUACCGUCGCCGCUGUCCGACGGGCGGAGAGGUCCUCUCCUUCUUCUUUGUCUCGGCAUGCGCUCUGCUCUUCCUGCUCAUCUGCACCAUCCUCUACGGCACGCGCACACAGAACCCCUCCUUACCACCGCUGGUUAAGGAGUAUAUGCCCGCAGGACGCUGUCUGUGCGAGUUCAGUACUACUUUCUCAUGCGACACUUGUCUGGACUGCGCCUCCAAUCAGGCUAUCCUCCUGGAAAAUGCAACCGAGUUGGAAGAACACAACUUGUGGACUUUCACGUAUCCACGGGACAAGAACAACUAUGGCCUGGAUGAGGCACAGUGUGACAGCGCGUUUCCAGGGCAAUAUGAGGACAUUGAGCGCGCGGUCAAGGUGCGGAAUCGCUGGGGCAAAGUGACACAGGCGGAUCUCAACAGCUUCGAACUUACCAAGGGCAUGGUCAGGGCUAUGAUUUAUGACAGAGAGCUCUACGUCCUCGAGACUCACAUGGUUGAUAAUAUCAACCGCCAAAAGGCUAUCGCAACUCUCAGUGCUAUAUACCGCGCCGUUCUCGCUGCCCCCUCAUCCACCGAUAUCCCAAACAUUGAGUUUGUCUUUUCCGUUGAAGACCUUCCUGCUCAACCUGCGAAACCGAUAUGGUCCCUCACACGCCGCGUCCAAGAUCACAACCUGUGGUUAAUACCCGACUUUGGCUUCUGGAGCUGGGACAUGCCUGCGUUGGGUACGCUAGAAGAGGUUGCACACGAAGCGGUACAGCGGGAAACCGUCGAGCCGUGGGAUCAGAAGAUUGAGAAGCUGGUUUGGAGGGGCAAGAUCACAUUCGCACCCAAGCUGCGGAGAGCGCUGCUCGAUGCGGCCAAGGGCAAGCCAUGGAGUGACGUUGGACAGCUCAAGUGGACCGAUCCGAACUUCAAGGAGCAGUUCCUUGGCCCAGUGGAUCAGUGCAACUACAUGUUCAUUGCCCACGCGGAAGGCCGUUCCUACUCCGGCUCCCUGAAAUACCGCCAACUCUGCCGUUCUGUAAUUGUCUCACACAAACUGCAGUGGAUCCAACACCACCACUACCUCUUCCGCUCCAACGGUUCGAACCAAAACUUUGUCGAAGUAGAACGCGACUUCUCCGAUCUCUCCUCUGCCAUGGAAGACCUGCUGGACCACCCAGAAAAGGCAAAGCGCAUCGCAGACAACUCAGUACAAGUGUUCAGAGAAAGAUACUUGACGCAAGCUGCUGAGGCGUGUUAUUGGCGCAAGCUGAUGAAGAGGUGGCGAGACGUUGUGGAUUGGGAACCACAGCUAUAUUCCGGCAUUGGUGCUGAGGGCACUGAUCGGAAUAGGGAGAAGAGGAGGGGUGUUCGCUAUGAGACAUUCAUGCUUUACGAACCCAAAGUCCAACUCAGCUACCCUGAGUCCGCUAUGUGA
This is a messenger RNA of Alternaria atra, 1470 nucleotides long. RefSeq lists its product as uncharacterized. The transcript has 4 exons. The coding region runs from base 1 to 1470 and encodes 489 amino acids. Lineage: Eukaryota; Fungi; Ascomycota; Dothideomycetes; Pleosporales; Pleosporaceae. The record is from RefSeq and is a predicted model, not a curated record.